Molecule: messenger RNA, 2106 nt
Organism: Effrenium voratum
Lineage: Eukaryota; Dinophyceae; Suessiales; Symbiodiniaceae
Source: the annotation of a GenBank genome assembly
AUGAAGCGUCUGCAAUCAGACGAUGAGUUCGACAUCCUCGUUGUCGGUGGUGGCUCAACAGGCGCCGGGGUUGCGCUGGAGGCUCAGCUCCGGGGGCUGAAGGUGGCGUGCGUGGAGCAGGAAGACUUCGCGUCUGGGACAUCAUCCAAAUCUACCAAGCUUCUUUGGGCAGGCUCGCGCUAUUUGGUGAAGGGCUUGGUCAAGUUUUUCUCCCCAUCCACCCUGACGAGUCCAGGUGCGGCGUGGAACGAGCUUAUGGGGACCUGGCACAUGGUUAUGGGAUGCUUCACGGAAAGGACGUACAUGCUCACCAUGAACCCUCACAUCACAAACUGGGUUCCCAUCGCGGUGCCGUUGGACAAGUGGAUCAUUUGGCCGCCACCCUUUGACUACCCGCCCGCUGCGCUUGGCCCAUGCACCGGCCUUUUUGUGAUUUUCUUCAAGUUCUACGACUUCUUGGGAAAGUACGUUGCUCCCAGCUCCUAUGUGAUGUCCUCGGAGCGAGCGCGGGCAGACUUCCCGCAGAUGGAUGGCAAGAGGAUGAAGUAUGUCUCGGUUUUCUACGAGGGGGAGCACAAUGAUGCGCGCACCAAUCUUUGCAUCGCCUUCACUGCGGCAAUGCAUGGAGCAGCUAUCGCAAACUACGCCAAGGUCGAGCGAAUCCUUUUCGAUGACAAGGGGGUGGCUCGCGGCGCGGAGGUGCUGGAUCAGGCAAAUCCGGAAGCAACACCCUUCAGCAUCAAAGCCAAAAAGGUGAUCUACUGCGGGGGUCCCUUCACCGAUGGCUUGCGACAGCUGAGUGAGGGCAAGGACGUGAAGCCUAUGGUCAACGCCUCUGGAGGUACCCACAUUGUGCUUCCGCCUUAUUAUUGCCCUCGCCACAUUGGAAUGGUGGACAUGAUGACGUCAAGAGGUUCCUUCUUGUUCUUCCUGCCGUGGGAGGGCUACACCCUGGUUGGCACGACGGACGUCAAGACGCAGCCGGAUCUUCACCACGAAGUGCCAGAGGAUGAAAUCCAAUACCUCAUCAACGAGUGCGAGAAGUAUUUGUCCAAAAACUUGCGUGUGCGCCGGAGAGACGUCAUGUCCGCAUGGUACGGAAUUCGGCCGCUGUGCGGAGAUCCCAAUGCGAAAGAUCAAAGCUCGGCAUCCCGUGACCACGUCGUCUCCCACCAUCCCACCAAUGGCAUCACCUUUGUGUCCGGCGGGAAGUGGACAACGUGGCGGGAAAUGGCGGAGGAUGGUGUCGAGCAGGUCAUUGAACGCCACCCUGAGCUCAAGAAGAAGGCUGGCCCUUCUAAGACUCUGGAAACUCCGCUGCUGGGAACUGGAAGGAGUGACGAGUUCCCGGAAGGAUAUAAUGAAAACUUGGCCGUGCAACUGUCGCAGAAGUAUGACCUCGCCUUCGACGUUGCCCAGCACCUGGUGCGAAACUAUGGCACCCGUGCAGGGCAAGUGCUGGAUUGCGUGGACAUGGAGACCGUCAAAGGUUCCAGAUCUGGCCUCUACAAGCAUUACCGUCGACUGUACGAAGGUGCAGCUGCCACUACUGGCUAUCCAUACCUGGAAGCAGAAGUGCGGUACGCUGUUACCCAAGAGUAUGCAGUGACACCGGCGGACGUCUUGGCCCGGCGAACACGGCUGGCCUUCUUAAACUCCACUGCAGCAAGGUUGUGCCUGCCUCGUGUGGUUGAGAUCAUGGCGGAGUGCCACGGCUGGUCUCCGGAGCGAGCCCUCCUGGAGCACGAGCAAGCUGAACAGGUUCUAGCAAGGGACUUUGCAGGACCCGUGCCGAACAAGCAGGGUGCGAAGCUGCGAACGGCCUGUACUGCAGAUGUCAAGGACGUUUUCGACAGCAUCGAUGUGGAGAAGAAGGGUACCCUCACUAAAGCUGGCAUUAGCAAGGCGGCUGCCGAGCUUGGAUUUCCUCUUUCCCAGACUGAGCUUCAGAAGGCAGUCAAUGAGAUGGACACAGACAAGAACGGGGAGGUGCACUUCCCGGAGUUCCUUGCAUGGUGGAACUCGUCAGAUCAGAGCAAGGAUGUGCAGAGGAAGAUUUUCAUGGGCACUCGCCGUGGAUCUAGGUGGAAGACGGUGGAGGAGUGA